Messenger RNA from Bipolaris sorokiniana ND90Pr, 1878 nucleotides. RefSeq lists its product as uncharacterized. The transcript is spliced from 3 exons. Gene Ontology annotation, cellular component: nucleus. Lineage: Eukaryota; Fungi; Ascomycota; Dothideomycetes; Pleosporales; Pleosporaceae. The record is from RefSeq and is a predicted model, not a curated record. Gene Ontology annotation, biological process: tRNA pseudouridine synthesis; mRNA pseudouridine synthesis. Gene Ontology annotation, molecular function: RNA binding; pseudouridine synthase activity. The coding region runs from base 1 to 1878 and encodes 625 amino acids.
AUGUCUGACAACGAAGGCCCCCGCCGCGACCACGGCUCGUCGAAUGGCGACCGAGGUGACAAGAAGCGCAAAUGGGCAGAUCGCGAUCGCAGAAAUGCUGCGCGGGGAGGUGGUGGACGCCAACAGCACGGAAGCCGUCCGAAUAAGAAGAGAAAUAUGGGGCGUAAGGAGCAUAAUUCUUCCCAAUUAGAUCGACGGGAUCGCAAUGCCGAACAGCAAGCCAAAUAUAAAGAGCAGGACGAGAAAGGUGAAAAUGAGCGACCAGCUCUACCCGCAGCUUUUCCUGCUGAAGAGCUCGAAGCCGAGGAGCGCAGGCCGAAGCGCAAAGUCGCAGUCAUGAUUGGUUAUUCAGGCACUGGCUAUAAGGGCAUGCAGAUCGACAACAAGCAGAAGACGAUUGAAGGCGAUCUGUUCAACGCUUUCGUUGCGGCCGGCGCAAUCUCCAAGGCGAACGCAUCUGACCCCAAAAAGUCGUCCCUUGUGCGUUGCGCUCGUACCGACAAGGGUGUACACGCUGCCGGCAACGUUGUGUCUUUGAAAUUGAUCAUCGAGGAUGACGAUAUUCUCGAAAAGAUCAACAGUCAUUUGCCCGACCAGAUCAGGGUCUGGGGUAUCCAGCGAACGAUCGGCUCCUUCAGCUGCUACCAGGCAUGCGACUCGAGAUGGUACGAAUACCUUAUUCCGACGCACUCGUUCCUCCCACCACACCCUUCCAGUUACCUGGGCAAGAAGCUGGAAGAGUAUGCAGAGAUAGAGAACGAUCUAGAGGGGUACCGUAAGAGGCAAGCCGAGGUCGCAGACUUUUGGCCCGAAGUCGAGGAGAAGCACAUCAAACCUAUCUUAGAGUCUCUGGAUGACUCAAUACAGCCGCUCGUUCUAGAAGCACUUUACAACGUUGACGCUGUCGAUGCGCAACCCGGUCAAGACCCCGUAAUCGACGCUUCAAUCGACGAUGAGCCCGAUAAAGGGAAACCUGCGACCACCGAAGCUGCUAAGGAGACUGCAAUGCCAGAUGCAGACGAGACCAACACGAGUGAACAACCUGUAGAUGAGGUUAAGCAGGCCAUCGACGCGAUAAAGCAGAACGAACCCAACGUCACUCUCAAUAACUCCACCGACGGCACGCGCCCUCUGCCCGAAGGCGUCGUGAAUCAGCCUGUCCUUGAAGAAGCCAUCAAGACGCUCAAAAAGGCCUACAUUGACAUCAAGAAGGCCUACCGCAUCUCUCCCGAGCGACAAGCGCGCGUCCAAGCCGCACUCGACAAGUAUCUCGGAACCCACAAAUACCACAACUACACCGUCCACAAGAAGUUCAACGACAAAUCCGCCCAGCGCUACAUCAAAAGCUUCAAAGUCGCACCCAAACCCAUCAUCAUCAACGACACCGAAUGGCUAAGCCUCAAAGUCCACGGUCAAAGCUUUAUGAUGCAUCAGAUCCGCAAAAUGGUCGGCAUGGCUGCCCUAACAGUUCGCUGCGGUACUGAUCCCGCCAUCAUGGACAAGAGCUUCGGCAACGAGGUCGUGCGUAUUCCUAAAGCACCGGGCUUGGGCUUACUUCUUGAGCGCCCUGUUUUCGACUCCUACAACGCCAAACUUGCCAAACAGCAUGCUCGCGAUCCCAUCGAUUUCAAUAAGUACAAUGAUAAGAUUGAGGAAUUUAAGGAGAGGGAGAUUUAUCAGAGGAUUUUCCGGGAGGAGGCGCAAGGGAAUCAGUUCAAUACCUUUUUUACCCACUUGGAUAAUUACAAAGAUCCGCAGUUCCUGUACCUGACGUCUGGAGGUAUCGAGGCGACCAAGAGGAAGCGUGAAGAUAAGUCUGUGCAGCGCAACUUUGAAGAGGAUUCUGAGGAUGAGAAUGCUAGUGGUGGAGAGGGUUGA